Molecule: messenger RNA, 648 nt
Organism: Alternaria novae-zelandiae
Lineage: Eukaryota; Fungi; Ascomycota; Dothideomycetes; Pleosporales; Pleosporaceae
Exons: 1
Coding region: 1-648 (215 amino acids)
Source: RefSeq, a predicted model, not a curated record
AUGACCUUUCCCAUAGCGACCCUCCUUCAUCCCGUCGUAUCACAAGCCCUGGCCGACGCCGAACAAAAAGCGAAAAACGGGAUUCUGGAGACUCUACCUGGACACAGAGAUAUGGCCUUACGACCCGAAGAGAACACCAGCGGCCCUCUCGUAGCCACUUCAACGUCUCCAAAACCGGCAGAUGAAGUCAGCUUUCCACUACCCCUACUGUCUUCACCCACCAGUCCACCUCAAGAUCCACACACACCCACUCACGUAGCCCUUACACCAGACGCCGAAUUCCUGAUCAUCGAAGCCGAACUCGCAAACUGUCAAUUGACACGAGAAGCGCUACAAAGACGCGAAUCCGCACUCAAAGAACGCAAAGCAGAAAUCGUACGGGAAACCAAAAUGCGGCUUGACAAGGAGGUGCGAGAUUUGACGGCGCAAGACCAAGAAGAGAUCGACCAAGGACUGUUCAUGCGCGAUGUGCAGCGGAGAGUGGACACGAAGUUAAAGGGGGCAGGAACAGAAGAUGAAGCUGCACCGGAGAAAGUGGACCAAGCAGCGCAAGUGGAAGAGAAGAAAACUGUCCCCAUCAGUGCGCCAGAGCGGAGGAGACUUGCCCGUCUUGCACUGUUGAAGCAAGACCCUAGGCUAGGAAGAUGA